Brugia pahangi is the source of this 768-nucleotide messenger RNA. NCBI's taxonomy places the organism in Eukaryota, Metazoa, Nematoda, Chromadorea, Rhabditida, Onchocercidae. The record is from the annotation of a GenBank genome assembly.
AUGGUACCACUAAUUAAAUUAUCUAGAUGUUUUUAUUCUUGUAAUACUAUUUCAUCGGCUGCAAUAUUAGCUAGGCGAUUUUCCUCAGCGCCAGAUUUUGAUGCAUUAGCUCAAAAAAUUCAGCAAUGGAAGGAAAAGUCAAGCGUUGACAACAGCGAUAAUGAUGAGAUUUCAUCUGCUGAUAAAAUAAUUGAGAAAAGAGCAUGGAUGAGUGCUCCAUUGGUGUAUUGCGAUGGUUCAUUUGACUGGACAUUGAGAAAAGGUGGUAUUGGAAUAUUUUGGAGUCCAAACGAUGAACGUAAUGCUCAUCUUUCACUUACAGGAUCGAAACUGACUAAUAUUAGGGCUGAAAUACAAGCAGUUAGCUUGGCUGCUUUACAGGCUUGUUCUCUAAAUUUUGAUCGAGUCAUUAUCAAAACAGAUUCGCAGUUUGUGGUGAAAGUGAUUAACUCAUGGUUAUCCAGAUGGCGUUCCAAUGAAUGGAAGAAAGCAGAUGGAAAACAGAUCGAAAAUAUGGAUGAUAUCCAGAAACUUAGCCGUUAUACUGAGAUGAUAAAAAUGCGUGUAGAACAUACAUAUGGACAUCAAAAAUACGAUGAAAGGAAAGAAUUGGAGGAGAGCUGGGAUGCAAUGUCAUGUGAUGAAAGAGAUCGUUGUGGAAAUUUUCAUAGCGAUCGGUUAUCGAGAUUAGCUGUUGAUCAACCAAUGAUGACAGAUGAACAGUUUGAGGAAUUAUGUAAAGCUAAACUUGACAAAUGUUGUAGUUGA